AUGUCCAUCACAAAGCUUCCGCUUCGCCACCUUACCGCACGGCUCGUCAUCUCUCCGGCACCAGCAACUCUGGGUGAAUCAACUGCUAUUCUGAAGAAGCUCCAAUCCCUUGGCCCAGUCCUCUCCUUCAAGACGUGUCGCCCCUCUAUUGCUAGCAGUGCUGAGCGGCUCGACGUGGAGAUUGUUUUCUCGUCCCGUGCCACACUUGAGAAAGCUCAACACGCAAGUCCCUUCACCGUCAAAGUGAACUACCAGCUUCCCGACGCGAGGCUCCAAGAUCCCUACAAUGUCCGCAAUCUCCAGUCGAGACGACAGCCUCAGCCCAAGAGUAUGACCUGUCUUGUCCACUUGAACGACGGGUGUGAGCUUCCUGGUCAGAAUAUUCUUUCUGACGGCUUCUCGCCGAGUCUCGAUACCAGGUUAUAUCAGAGUCUAGCCGACUUGAAUCCACCGCCUAGUAUUGCAGCUGGGCUGGGCGUCUUUGACGUUGACAGCAUGCACCUUCGCUCAACCGCUCAGCUUGUGGACAAGCCUCCAGAACUGAUGCAAAUGUAUCGGUCUCAAACCUCGGACAAGCCCAAAAAUCAUCCGGCUCAGUCUGCAAGCUCUGGCGUGCGUGGCGACAUACCAGUAAAUCAACAGUAA
Molecule: messenger RNA, 645 nt
Organism: Fonsecaea erecta
Lineage: Eukaryota; Fungi; Ascomycota; Eurotiomycetes; Chaetothyriales; Herpotrichiellaceae
Exons: 1
Coding region: 1-645 (214 amino acids)
Source: RefSeq, a predicted model, not a curated record